AUGGAACGGAGACACCAAGCUUUCCUCAUCGCUCGCGUACGCCCCCACGGCGCUCCGGCCGGCCACCCUGGCAAUCGCCGCUGCAUAGCUGCCAUCCACCACGAAUGGUGCUAUGGCUCCCUCCCUCUCACCGCUACCCGCCGCUUCAUCGACCUCGUUCGCCAACCCAUGAAUGCGGCUGCCGUGCUCUCUGAGAUCCGCAGCCUGGAAGGCAAGUACGGCCCUUUCGGUAACAGAGAGCCCACAAUUCCCGAAAUCCCAUGCCCAUACACGACCUCUCUGUUCGCCACCGCCUGGACGACCAACCUCGAGCCAGAUGACAGGGGCCGCACCUAUUCCACCGGGUUCAUCCCUCUCGAAGCCUACACGGGAUGCUGGGAUGACGAAAACAACGAAGGUAUCACUGUCAUCGACGUUACCGAUCCCAACAAUCCAGAUCAUUGUUUUAUGAGGCAUGAAGCAGUUCUUGAUGCCUAUGGGUAUCUCGGCUGCUACGCGGACGACGUCACUGACGAGAAGCCCAAGCCCGGCUCAGACGUCAAUGUAUUGCGGGCAUUACACAAGGUGCCACUCAUCCCAUGCGACCAUCUGCGGGAGGCAUGGCCGCGCGAACGCUUCUCGGACCCUCCUGCCUCGCGAGACCAGGUUGCGGGAAACGUUCCACCGUCUGAGUCCGGUGCUGGUGACUCACACACUCUCGCCGCGCGCAAAGCGGUGGAAACCGGGUGUAUCGAUGACCUCGUUCAGCUUAGUCGUCUUCCAGACGGGGCUCGGCACGUCAAGGACGCCAUCGGCGGGUUUGUUCCCUACCCAGGCAACGCUAUGGACCUUCUCGAAGAGGUCUUGCGGGAGACGCACGGGAAGCACCCGAACUUCGUCGACUUGUCUGGCAUCCAGCUCUCUCGCGAGCAAAUUCUCCGGGUGCUCUCUGACACGGAGGUCAACUGGCUGGAUCUCUCUAACAACGCUGUCAUCGUCGCAGACGACAUCGUCCCAAUCCUCGCCGCCGCGCCCCGCACUCGGGUGCUCAACCUCAUCGGCUGCUCGUCUGUCGAAGACGCCCCCCUUCUCUCCCUCGUCCGCGACUAUCCUCCAGAGCUGAAGACCCUCGAGGGCAUUCUCCAUCCAGCCCUCCUCGACAUCCGGAGGCCGCGGCCGAACGCGAACACGCCACGCCCCUCCGCGUUCACCCUCAUCGACGUGUGCACGAUGGGAAAACACUGCGCACACGCGUUCUCCUCCCUCGCGCUCUUCACUCCGGCGCAGGUCGUGCAGUUCCUCUCGGACCUGCUCCCGGUGUUCUCGGUCAAAACCGGGGCGCUCGGCAGGAUGUUCGCCUUCACGAUGGGCCAGGACCACACCGCGCCGGCAGCCAUGCAGGGCGGCGCGCGGCGCGGCCCCGACGAGCCCUGGCGCGCGCGCACCGUCGUGAACGUGCCGCUCGAGACGAGCGGGGUACCCCGCGACACGAAGGCGCUCUGGGUGUUCUACUUCCACCCGGGUGCCGGCUGGGCGUUCCUCCGUCUGACGCCGCGUGGGGGCGGCGGAAGGACGGCCGCUGCCGACGAGGCCGCGGUCGAGCGGCUGCAGGGCCUGCUUGAUGUGAAGGACGGUGACCGCGCUAUGUUCCCGUUCCUGCCGAAUCUGAGCGUGGACAAGCUCGAGAAUCAGAGAGAUCGCAGGAACAGGUUCUUUUGGGGAUAG
Molecule: messenger RNA, 1704 nt
Organism: Epithele typhae
Lineage: Eukaryota; Fungi; Basidiomycota; Agaricomycetes; Polyporales; Epitheliaceae
Exons: 4
Coding region: 1-1704 (567 amino acids)
Source: RefSeq, a predicted model, not a curated record